AUGGCCAGCUGGCUCAUCUCGUCGCUUCUGACCGCCGCCAGCCUAGCAUUGCUGGUGUUGCCGAUCGACGCCUCGCCCUCGCCGGCGCACCUUCGAUCGUCGAUAACAUUCAGAGACAACAGCAGCACCGUCCCGGUUGUCAGAGUAUUGAACGGCUCAAGGCGCCCUUGCUUCACCGUCUCGCAACCUCUGAAUUCGUCUUGGGAGGGCGUGCGGAAUGCCACCGCCUAUCCGAAGCACUGCAUCGGCUACGGCGGUGACAAUGUCGGAUACGAGCUCUCCGAGGACUGCCUGUACCUCAACGUCCUCGACGACCUGCACCGGGCGCUCAACAGCAUCACCACCACCGCCGUCGACGGCGUCCCCCUCGCCCACCGGUUCCCGCCCAUCCUGGACGGCGACUUCGUCGCCGACUACCCGUCCAAGCAGCUGCGCGAGGGCGCUUCCCCCGAGUGCGCGCGCUGA
Messenger RNA from Thermothelomyces thermophilus ATCC 42464, 465 nucleotides. RefSeq lists its product as uncharacterized. Lineage: Eukaryota; Fungi; Ascomycota; Sordariomycetes; Sordariales; Chaetomiaceae. Bases 1 to 465 code for a protein of 154 amino acids. The record is from RefSeq and is a predicted model, not a curated record. The transcript is spliced from 3 exons.